AUGUGGGACGACGAGGACAAUAACCCAUAUGGUUCAUUCGUUCGCCGCGACUCCGAGACAUCAGAGAUACAGUCUCCAACAGAACGCUUCAACAGACCCGCGACCCCGCCAUCAGGCCACUCCUCGCCCGACCAGACACCUCAGUUCAUAUCACGACCCAACGACCUGAGCGAUGAGGAGCUUGACGAUUCUCGGCACCAAGCACCGAAAGUACAGCCGAAAGAAGGAGGUUACGACAGCAGGAUUGAGCAGAUCCUCUACGAACACCCCGACUUGGAAAUCCAGAUCACGCAUGCCGGCAAGAACACAGAAGGAGGAGGAGGCUUCAUCACGUAUACCAUUAGGACUGGCGAGAUCGAAGUACGAAGGCGCUAUUCCGAGUUUGCAUCGCUACGACAGACAUUAGUCAACCUACAUCCUACCUUGAUUGUUCCUCCCAUACCCGAGAAACAUAGCAUAGCGGACUAUGCAGCAAAGCCUACGAAGGCCAAGGAGGAUGUUGCCAUCAUAGAGCUGAGGCAGCGCAUGCUCAUGACCUUCCUGAAUAGAUGCAGGCAAAUGAAGCAGAUCCGGGAAGAUGGCGUAUGGUGGAGGUUCCUGGAUCCUAACGUUAGCUGGAACGAGGUACUUAACUCUCAUCCUGUCGCCAGCGUGCCCAAGAACAACCUCAAGGCACCACCUCUCGAUCCGGCGAACCCAACUCCAGGGCACCAGUGGCUGCCGACACCAUCACAAAGCGCAAAGUUACGGUCAUCUUCUGGCUCGUCAGCUUCUGGCACACCCAGCUCGCCUCCAGCGCAGGCCGCACUACCUUCAGCCGCGGCUCACACAACUCCCCAAGUACAGUACAUGCGGUUUCCGCCGCCGUCACAGAAUCUCAGCGAAAGUGAGCUUGACCCAUACUUCUCCGCAUUCGAGAACAGCUCUAAAGAGCUGGAGACUCUCCUUACGGGAUCAAUGGAGAAAGUCAAUGCUCGCCUAUUGCGGCAUAUGUUUAGCCUUGGUGAUGACUUGAUGGAUUUGGGCGCGCGAUACAACGCCUUCUCGUUAUCUGAACAAUCAGCAAGUGUGGCGCAUGCGAUCGAAAAAGCUGGUCAAGCAUGCGACUUCGCUUACGUACAGUUCCGCGACCUCGUCACAUCGCUCAGCGCUGGCUUCGCAGAACCUAUGAGAGAGCAUGCGCAAUUUGCUAGCGUUGUGCGCAGCGUGCUACGAUACAGGGUGCUGAAGCGGGUGCAAGAAGAGAUGACCCGAGAUGAGCUCGAAAAGAAGAGGGCCAGCCUGGAACAGCUCGAAAGGAGCGAGCUGGAAGCCAAAAGGAUCGACCAGUACAUGUCAUCUUCUGGGAUGCACAGCGCACCAAGGAGAAGCACCAGCAGUGGUGGUAAUCGCAGCAGGCCUGCGUACAGCGAUCCCGAUAAUGCCUCGGUCGACAGCGAUUUCCCACCAAAUGUCGGCAACGUGCCGAGUGCAUCACAAGGCGAGUCUCAAGAGAACCAGCCAUACACAAGUCCGCCGACAUCACCUUCGAAUGGGCACAAACGAGCCACAAGUGGCAUCACCAACAAAAUCUUUGGCCGACUAACGCACGCGAUACAAGGUGUUACCGACCAAGAUCCAGAAAGGGCACGUCGAGAUCAGCUUGGGAAGACAAAGGAGAGUCUCGUACAGCUGGAGCAAGCUCUAGAAGUGUCGCAGCGUGAUGUGAAAGAUGCAUCUUCAGGUGUGCUAAAAGACUUGAGGCGAUUCCAGGGGCAGAAGGAGGACGAUCUGAGAGACUACAUGCUCAACUUCGCCAAAGCCCACGUUGAAUGUUCGAAACGUAGCCUGGAUGAGUGGGAAAAGGCGAAGACUGAGAUACACAAGAUCGAAGUGAAGUGA
Fulvia fulva is the source of this 1881-nucleotide messenger RNA. Its product is annotated as Sorting nexin-41. The record is from RefSeq and is a predicted model, not a curated record. Gene Ontology annotation, molecular function: phosphatidylinositol binding. The transcript is spliced from 3 exons. Bases 1 to 1881 code for a protein of 626 amino acids. Gene Ontology annotation, biological process: retrograde transport, endosome to Golgi. Lineage: Eukaryota; Fungi; Ascomycota; Dothideomycetes; Mycosphaerellales; Mycosphaerellaceae.